AUGGAACUAUUUAAAAAAGCGAAAACCAUCCGUCUUCGAAGCAUAAAAGACAAAUAUAUGAUCGCGGAUGAUGACGAGCAAACGGUUUCUCAAGAUCGUGAUGGGUCAAUAGAAAAAGCCGAAUGGGAGGUCUUCCCAACCGGAGAAAAAUACAUACGUUUUAAAAGUUGUUAUGGAAAAUACCUAAUGGCGUCAAACACCCCAUUUCUUCAAGGGGUGAAGGGUAAAAGAGUCAUUCAAACUGAAUUGAAGCCGGAUUUGGAUGGAAGUGUGAAUUGGGAGCCAUUACGGGACGGUUUUCAGGUUCGACUUAAAACGCACACGGGUACUUUUUUACGCCCAAUUGGCGGGUUGCCUCCUUGGAGGAAUAAUAUCACGCAUGACAAUCCGCAUAGACCAAAGACAAAAGAAAAGAUUUUGUGGGAUAUUGAAAUUGUAGAACAUCUCCCGUCUUAUCGAAAAACAAACUCGGAUUCACAACUUUAUAGUAUGCUAGAUCCUAAAUGA
Helianthus annuus (common sunflower) is the source of this 507-nucleotide messenger RNA. RefSeq lists its product as uncharacterized. NCBI's taxonomy places the organism in Eukaryota, Viridiplantae, Streptophyta, Magnoliopsida, Asterales, Asteraceae. The transcript has a single exon. The record is from RefSeq and is a predicted model, not a curated record. The coding region runs from base 1 to 507 and encodes 168 amino acids.